This is a messenger RNA of Nicrophorus vespilloides, 1730 nucleotides long. Its product is annotated as potassium/sodium hyperpolarization-activated cyclic nucleotide-gated channel 1-like. The record is from RefSeq and is a predicted model, not a curated record. Bases 27 to 1715 code for a protein of 562 amino acids. The transcript is spliced from 9 exons. NCBI's taxonomy places the organism in Eukaryota, Metazoa, Arthropoda, Insecta, Coleoptera, Silphidae.
CUGAGUGAGUAUAUAUUCAAGCAGACAUGUCUCCGAAAACAUUGUUCGAAAAGUUCGGGCAUCACUGCGAAAUCCAAUCGGGAAUUCGCGAUAUACCAAUGUUCAGGUCGAGCAAGUCUCCGUUCACGAGAUUUAUACGAUUAUGCAAGAGGAUACGCAUGAUCAACGAGACGAACAAAAGGGGCUACAACUAUUUGCGGAGCCAAAAGAAAAUCGAAAAUGAAUACAGAAAGCAACUUUUGUAUCCGUACAUAAUACAUCCGUUCAGUGACUUCAGGAAAUAUUGGGAAUUUUUUAUGAGCAUUAUCAUAUUAAUCCAAGCGAUUAUGGUGCCGCUAGAUAUUGCUACCUACAAUUCGAAGUAUCCGGAUAGUUUCGUGAGGACGAGUUACUUCGUAUACGGAAGAUUAGCGACCGACAUCAUAUCGUUAAUGGAAGUGUUGGUCAACUUCUUUUCAGGAUACUGUGAAGUGAAGAAGAAGAUAGUUGUCCUAAAUCCGCACAAGAUAUUUAAGAACUACAUUUUCUCGAAUUUCAUCAUUGAUUUGUACGCUUCAAUACCAACUGAUGUACUAUUGAACCUGUAUUUUACCGAGAAGUGGCAAACUCGCGGAUGGAACUACAUGUUCCAUUAUUGCGGAUUACUGAAGUUGUUCAGAUACACCACAUUUAUCGAAUACUGCUAUAAUAUCACAGAGACCAGCGAGAUAUCAUAUGCCUAUUUUCGUGUUACUUCCGCGGUGAUAAGCUUCUUCCUGUACGUCCACGUCCUGACAUGUUUCCUAAUAUCAUUCAUGAGCUAUGAAUACCCUUUUAAUGUACACCUUAUAAAAACUUCCUCUUUCACGCACAGUUACGGUACAAAUGCGUCUACGUUUCUUAAGAUCUACGCUAGAUUCUUCUAUUGCACCUGCUUGCUGAUUUUAAAUUCAGGAUUUUCCAUUGCGACCAUUAGCAACGGAUCGAAUUUGCUCACAGUCAACAUAUGGUUGAUUUCCAAACUGCUCUUCAUCCUCACAAUAGCGUACUUUCUUGAAUUGCACAUCUCGGUGCAUUCGGCGUCGCAGAAGUUCGUUGACAUGGUCAACGAGGUGAAAGACUUCAUGCGUCACAGACAGGUGCCGAAUUUCCUGCAGAAGCGGAUACUCGCAUACUACGACAUCAAAUACCAGAACCAUUUCUUCCAGGAGUCGGAAAUUCUGGACACUGUCUCCGGGCAGUUGCGUCAAGAAAUCAUAAUGAACACGUGUGGGAAACUGGUGGAGAACGUAACAUUCUUCAAGAAUUUGCCUCUAACAUUGCUGGUCCGUAUCGUAUCGUGUCUUCGCUACGAAAUCUUCUUGACAAACGAUGUAAUUUCGAAAGCCGGCACCACCGGCGAUUGCAUGCACUUUAUUUCUACGGGAACAGUAGCGGUCUUUACGAAAUCUGGACAAGAAAUUUGCCAUUUGCAGGACGGCGAUUAUUUUGGGGAGAUUGCAAUGGUGAUGAAGGAUUCUACAAGGGUGGCUUCGGUGAUCGCGGCGGAAGUAUGUGAAUUAUACCGUUUGGAUAGGAAGGACUUCAUCAGGGCCAUAAUUCCCUACCCAGAUUUAUAUGAUCGUAUCACUUACGUUGCGGGAGAUCGCAUGGAGAGGACGGAUAUUAUCGACGAGGCACACAAGAACACGCAACAUAUCACCAAAUCGGAAGAAUUGACUGAGAUGGUCCAGUGAUUUACAAAAUAAAAU